GUUGAGUGGAGUUCAAGAAUGUGUUCACAUUAUGCCUAUCCCCCAAAAUGACUUUUCCUACAAAGUCAGCAUCGAAGUGGACGCUUGCAGAAGCUCAAACGGUGGGCUUUGACUCUGCAAACACGCAGCAGUUCGCUUUUGAUGAUAAGUACCUUUUCUUGGCUGGCCUCGAAGAGUCAGAGAUACACACGACGGACGAAGUUGCUCGACAUUUUCGACACCUUCUGCAUGAUCUGAUUUUACCUUUCAGAGGCCCGGGCCGGAGCUCCUGGAAAUCAAGCCAGGUGCGCUUCGACACCUGAUGCAAAUGCAACAGGCGUCUCGUGCUCAGGCCAACUCAGCAGGAAGGCUUCGAGUCCUCUUUGGCAGUAUAAGCCAGCUGACCAGGCUUGCAGACAAGCCAUUACAAGCAAGCAGCGAGAGUCCUGCUUCGACAAGGUCAGGCGAGUCGGAGGCGAGUCACCAGCAUGAACCGUCGGCGGAAACAGUCACGCAAACUUGCGCGCACGACAUCCUGCGGCUGCUUCUGGAUGUCAUUGAGGAUCGACUAGUCGAAGUCAGCUCAAGCGUAGAGACUCCCUUUGAGAUUGAGCACAGCACCAAGCUCUGGACAGAAGACCCUGCGCCAGCGGAUUCGUCUAGCUUCCGGCGGUUCUUUGGCAGCGAGAACGAUGGCUCAGUACAGGAGACACGGAGAAGCUUCGAACGAUCAGGCACUGAGGACCGUCAUCUUGAGUAUCGAAUGCAAAAGACGACGCGAGGGGUUUGGCAUCGGCGACUUACCAAGCUUCCAGAUGUGCGGUCAAUCCUACGCCCAAUAGCUGCUUUGGCAGUUAAGGAUGCGAGAGAAAUACUGACGCGCGACUGUCUGAGAGCGGGCAGCUGACCACACACUUGGUCACUUGGCAGCUCGCCAACGCUAUCUUUCGCGGCAUUUCUUGCACUCACACACUGAUGAUAUCGUCUGUGUCCUCAGUCG
Protomyces lactucae-debilis is the source of this 979-nucleotide messenger RNA. RefSeq lists its product as uncharacterized. The transcript has a single exon. Lineage: Eukaryota; Fungi; Ascomycota; Taphrinomycetes; Taphrinales; Protomycetaceae. The record is from RefSeq and is a predicted model, not a curated record. The coding region runs from base 302 to 886 and encodes 194 amino acids.